Messenger RNA from Benincasa hispida (wax gourd), 5107 nucleotides. Its product is annotated as splicing factor-like protein. Gene Ontology annotation, cellular component: nucleus. Gene Ontology annotation, molecular function: mRNA binding; zinc ion binding. Gene Ontology annotation, biological process: regulation of mRNA splicing, via spliceosome. The record is from RefSeq and is a predicted model, not a curated record. NCBI's taxonomy places the organism in Eukaryota, Viridiplantae, Streptophyta, Magnoliopsida, Cucurbitales, Cucurbitaceae.
GUCCUAUCAAAACGCACGCUUAAGCCUUCAGUCAGGGUUUCUUGUAAACAGCGGAACGAUUUCUUUCUUUCUCUCCUCGGUCUCUUCUUCUCCCCUUAGAGAAACUCCACAUGGAAUCUAUCAACCCAAACCCUAACCCUAAUUCCGCCAUUGAAACCCUGGUUCCUUAUCCUCCUGAUUAUUCUACUCCCGAAAAUUUCGAAGACCACGAUCGCGACUCUUCUCUGCCGCCCAACUCCUUAUUUCCGGGGAAAGAAAUUAAGGAUUCCCAAGGUGAAAAUCCGGGGUUUAGUUCUGGAAACGGACAUGCGGAAAAACAAGCGGCUGAUGGUGUCAAUCAUGUGCCAAAGGUGGAGAUUCAGAGGCCGCUGGUGUCGGAGAAUGGAUUUACAAACACUCAUAGUGGCACCGAUAAGGACUUCUCCGGUGGUGAAGAGGAGACCACCAGUAGGCGCCGACGUCGGAGCCGAUGGGACCCGCAGCCUGAGAGUAAUGAUCAGAGUGGCGGUGAAUCUGGGAGCGGUACGCGGAAGAGGAAGUCCCGAUGGGCUGAUGAUGAUCCCAAGCCUGUAAUUCAACUUCCUGAUUUUAUGGGAGGUAUUGAGUUCGAUCCUGAAAUUCAAGCUUUGAAUAGUAGGCUUCUAGAAAUUAGUAGAAUGCUUCAAUCUGGUAUGCCGUUGGAUGAUCGGCCUGAAGGUGCUCGUUCGCCUUCCCCCGAGCCAAUAUAUGACAAUAUGGGAAUAAGAAUUAAUACUAGGGAGUAUCGUGCCCGAGAAAAAUUGAACACAGAGAGACAAGAGAUAAUUUCUCAAAUAAUCAAGAAGAAUCCUGCUUUUAAGCCCCCAGCAGAUUAUAGGCCACCGAAGCUUCAGAAGAAGCUUUAUAUACCGAUGAAGGAAUACCCAGGUUACAAUUUUAUUGGGCUGAUUAUUGGUCCUAGAGGUAAUACCCAGAAGAGGAUGGAGAAACAAACUGGUGCAAAAAUUGUAAUUAGGGGCAAAGGGUCUGUAAAAGAAGGUAGACUGCAACAGAAGAGGGACUUAAAGCAUGAUCCAGCAGAGAACGAGGAUUUGCAUGUUCUAGUCGAGGCUGAAACGCAGGAAUCACUAGAAGCUGCGGCGGAAAUGGUAGAGAAGCUCUUACAGCCUGUUGAUGAGGUAUUGAAUGAGCAUAAGAGGCAGCAGCUUAGGGAACUUGCUGCCUUGAACGGAACUAUUAGGGAUGAAGAAUUCUGUAGGUUGUGUGGCGAGGCUGGCCACCGUCAAUAUGCUUGUCCAUCGCGGACGUCGACAUUCAAGAGUGAUGUACUCUGUAAAAUAUGUGGUGAUGGUGGGCAUCCAACAAUUGAUUGCCCAGUGAAGGGGACAACUGGGAAAAAAAUGGAUGAUGAAUAUCAAAAUUUCUUGGCAGAGUUAGGAGGUACGAUUCCCGAAUCAGCAACCAAGCAGACCCCUACAUUGGCAAUAGGUUCUGGGACUUCAGGAAGCAACCCUCCUUGGGCUAACAAUACAACUAGUGCUAGCAGUACACCACAAGCAAGCGUUGGUGCGAAUGGAGUGAAGCCUGCUAAGGAAUAUGAUGAUACAAACUUGUAUAUAGGUUAUUUGCCUCCGACUUUUGAUGAUGAUGGUUUGAUUAGAUUAUUUUCAACAUUUGGUGAUAUUGUGAUGGCUAAGGUUAUUAAGGAUCGGGUUUCUGGAUUGAGCAAAGGUUAUGGAUUUGUGAAGUAUUCUGAUGUUCAGAUGGCUAAUAAUGCAAUUGCCAGCAUGAAUGGUUAUCGUCUAGAGGGCCGAACAAUUGCUGUUAGAGUUGCUGGCAAGCCGCCGCAGCCUACUGUGCCUCCUUGCCCUCCAGCAUCGACUGUGCCCACUUAUCCUGUUUCAAGUCAGCCUGUUGGUGUUUAUCCAUCCCAGCAGUUUAUGCCGGGUGGUCCUCUUGGGAAUGUUCCUCCACCUUCAAGUUAUACAGGAACUCCGGUUCCAUGGGGUCCUCCGGUUCCUUCUCCAUAUGCUUCUUAUCCCCCUCCACCUCCAGGUUCUAACGUCUAUCCGGCUGUUCAAGGUCAGGUCAUGCCUCCUUAUGGAGUUCCGUAUCCUCAGGUUCAGACAGGUCCUCCUGGUGCUCCAUCUCAACCUGUGACUUCAGGUGAAGCACAACAGAGUUUUCCUCCAGGAUUGCCAUCUGAAAAUCCUACUAGUCAGCCAUUACAAACUGCAGCAUAUGGGAGCACUUUAUAUUCGAUGCCACCAACUGCUCAACCCUCUUACCCGCCUUCGUAUGGUUAUUCGCCUUAUUAUAGUGCAGUCUCUACUCAUCCGUUGCCCAUGUCGACAUCAAGUACAGAUCAACCUCAGCCACCCAGCGGGAGUGCUCCUUGGGCUACGAAUCCUCCAAUGCCUCCUCCCAUGCCUUCUGCAGAGAAGACAGCUUCAGGUGCAGAUGCCGAAUACGAAAAGUUCAUGGCAGAUAUGAAAUGAUUCGAGUUCUGGUUGAGCAUGCUUGAAUUUGGAGGAGGACUGAUGUUUCUUGGAGCUGAUUACUUACCUCUUGCCAUGACUUUGUUGGAAGUUUGGGACUCACCUCUUUAACCUUGCUGUACUGUCUUGACAUUUGCAGAGAUUCAGGCUAGAAGUCCUUGUCACAUUGCCUUGUAUUGAAGGAGCAAAAUUUGAGCGUAUUAUUGAAGGAUUUGGUUCUGUUCCUUAUGCAUUUGCUAUCUAACAAUAUCUGGUUAAUUUUUGCUCUUAUAUUACUAUUAUUAUUAUUACUUUCUUCAUUACCUACUUCACAGAUUUAGGUAAUGAUACUUCUUGAUUCAUACUUGUUGCUUAUCCUAACAGUUUAUUGAUCAUUGCUUCCUGUUUUGACUGUUCUAACUAAUCCCUUAUUGUCAUGGUGUUGAUGCCUUCCAUCAAUUGAUCCACCAGGUAAUCUUGCCCUCAAUUUCCAUGUGAAUGGUGUGGUAGAUGGAAGAAUUGAUUUAACAUUUCUUCUAGUCGAUGUAUGUUGAUUGCUUGGGCUAACAUGUUUCUGUUCAGCAUAAUAUGCUUCCUGUUUUGAGGGUUCUAAAUUAGUUUAGUAUUAUGGUGGUGGUGGUGGUGAUGGUAUUCUUCAUGCCUUCCAUCAAUCCAUCUUGAAGGGAUCGUGACUUACAGUUUUGACACAUGGGGGUAUGUGGAAAAAUUAUCUUGAUUUAUAGUGUCUUUAUCCUUUCUUCACGUUUAUAAUAUAUUCUGAUCACUUUUUCCAGUUCUCUUAUGGCAGGUUAAAGAUGUCGGACUUGUUAAACUACAGGCUAGUCAGUUUGUAUAUUAUAUUGAUUGCUAAAUAUUUGUUGGCUUGUGGCCAAGUGCUAGGUAACUUCUUUUGGCGUCUUUAACUAUUUUGUGUCGACUUGUUCAUUCAGUUGGAUAGUGAUAGGGUUCAAGAGACUAACAACUUGAGUCAAGUUCUGUGGUUCGUGUAGUAGAUUAUUAAGUUCAAAUUGAGUCGAUCCUACUGAAUUCAGCUCCUGAUUUUUCUCUGAUAUUUUAUGUUGUCUAUAUGAUUAUAUGGAGCUAAAGUCUGAUACUAUACAUUCCAUGAAGAGAUUAGUUUUGUUGAUGGACGAUGGGUACUUCUUUAGUAUGAUUGGAGAAUCCAAACAAGUGUUGCCAAGUGGUUUGAGUACCAUCAUGGUUUCCGAAGAACAUACAUGAUGUCUUAUCAUUAUUAUUAAUUACAACUUUUAUUUUGUUCAAGAGCAAUAUAUUUUUUGUGCUCUUUUCGUACUUACAUUCCAGUUAUUCCUUUGAGAGUCUUGAAAAUACCCCGGGAAUGGGUAAUAGUCUCCUCUCUAUUGUUGAAUCAUGGAGAAGCACAAAAAAAAAUACUACUGUAGAAUUUUAAGCAAUAGGUGACUACCUUUAAUUAAUUAACAAAAUAAAGAUUGUAUUUAAUAAUAAUGAUAAGGUCUCAUAUAUGUUCUCCGGAAAUAAGUGAUGCUACUGAAUCAUGUAGCUUUUUGUGACUUCAAAGUCGUCAACUUCCCAAAGUUGGUUGGCCCUAUUCAACAGGCUUCUCGUGACUUUUUAAGUUCUUGUCAGAUUAGCAUGUAUCGCUGGUCGUGUUCUUGUGCCAGGGAUGCUUUUGUUAAAUUAUCCAUAUCCUCUUUGUUUUGCUCAAUAGAUUACACCUCCGAUUCUGUAGAGUAAUGGAAGUUUUUCUCGACUCUCCCAAAGUUUCAAUUUUCCGUCUGAAAAAUAGGAAUCGGGCAUUUGUCUUGAUACAUGAAGUUCCCACUUACAAUAGAUUACCUUUAGAAUAUAUGCCAGUUGAUUGUGGUGGUCACAGUUGUGAAUAACAAGGAGAGUAAUCUAUCAAGGAAAACUCCAUCCUCAAAGUUUCUUAUGCUUUCUUUUGUGAGGGUUUUAUUUCCCUUUUGUGCAUCGUUUAGGUAUUUGUAGGAAUAAACUACAAUUUAAUGGGCUUAAAUCUUCGAGACAAGAAAGGCUGUGUCUCUAGAGGAUGAUUAUUAGGAUUUUCCUGAGAUGUUUUUAUGACUUUGCUAACGAUUGUGAGUUCUUAAUGUUAAUCGUCAUUAUUAGAUGAUAAAAGUGGCACUGGGUGGUUCCUGCUGUGUCUGCCACGGAGGUUGUGGAUUCUUGCUGAUGAAGAAUUUGAUUUACAAUUCUCUGUUUCAUAACAGGAAUCUCAUGCGUUGGUGGAUGUGGUUGGUGUUUUGAGGGUAAUGUUAAUUGCAAAUAUUACCCUUGGGAGAGUUGUAUUACUUGGUGUUGUUACUCUUGGAGUCUUAUAACCAUUUCUAUCUUUCUUCUGCAUGGAUCAUCUUUGGUUUAUCAAUAUGAUAAACUUGCAGUGAAGUUACAUGCCUGGAGACCAAAAAUUUUAUACGUUCCCAUUCAUUUUUCAUCAUGCUCAUUAUAGUCAAGCUAGUUGGUUAAGAGUAUGUUUUGGAGUGAUUUUGGUUAAUUUUUUUUAGUUUGACUUCUCUUUUAAAUGGGAUUUUCAUUCCAUCAAAAUUGAACGUGGACAUAAUAGUGACAUACAAGAAAAUAUGCCUUUUAAGUUGGUGAAAGUGAUGAGAACUUCAAUCGUAUUGAAACCA